Gadus morhua (Atlantic cod) is the source of this 4778-nucleotide messenger RNA. RefSeq names its product adaptor related protein complex 3 subunit beta 2 (gene ap3b2). Gene Ontology annotation, cellular component: AP-3 adaptor complex; membrane coat. Bases 934 to 4509 code for a protein of 1191 amino acids. The record is from RefSeq and is a predicted model, not a curated record. The transcript is spliced from 28 exons. Gene Ontology annotation, biological process: vesicle-mediated transport; intracellular protein transport. NCBI's taxonomy places the organism in Eukaryota, Metazoa, Chordata, Actinopteri, Gadiformes, Gadidae.
UAAAGCAACAGUGUGUGAAUUACGGUGUGAGAGCGGAGUGAGAGGGAGUGUGCAUUCGGAGGGAAAUAUUGUGAUAGAGGAGCGAGGGAGUGAGAGAGCAAGAGAGCGAGACAAAGAGAGACGGUGGUUCUCUGUCCUCGGCAGCGUUGCAUGAAACCAGCCGAGCAUUAGUAGGUGGAGCUAGAGAGGAGAGGAGGUGGAGCUGUGAGAGGAGAAGCUGGUGACAAAUUGUACUCCACACCCCUCUCUCUCUGUCUCUGUCUCUCUCGCAGUCCCCUCUCCUCUUUCGCCCGGUCAGCAUCUGCCUCUGGAUGUGUACAGUAAGACACGUUCCUCUGGGAUGCUGUGAGAUCCAGGGACACGGAACAGAACUCCACUGGUGGGCGAAGACUUACGGCGACAAGCCCUGAUGCACCUCAUUCAGGAACACAGCUGGCACGAUCUGGAAUACGUUUGGUCUCGGCUCGUGGAUUGGAGUAUUGACAGCUGCUAUAGAAAAAACAAAAACCUGAAGCAUCUUGGAAAACUUGUGUGUCUAAUCGCGGAAGAAGAUUUGCUGAUUAAGUUUUGGAUUGCGAUCCUUUCACAAUCCCUGCUUCCAGCAGGCGCCAGUGUCUUGGAGUAGUAGUGUCAGUAUUUCUUGGCCGCUCUCUCAUUUGUCCUCAUCCUCACUUUCCUACACUAGCUCUCUUGCGCUCUCUCUCACCUCUCACUCUCUCUGACCGGAGCAGCAACAAGUGGUGGGUUACCUCCUCACUCCCCCUGCCUGCAGCGCUCCUCGUUGUAUCCUCUAGGCUUCCUCUUUCGAGUCCUCUUUGAUUCCUCGUUGGCUUCCUCGUUGGCUUCCUCAUUGGGCUCUUUUGGAUUCCUCGUUGACUCCUUUGUUGACUUCUUGGCCUUUCUGAGUUCCUCCUUGGUAUCCGGUUCUUCAAGAUGACUCCCAUGCAGAAGCUGCUGCAGCUGCCCGUCAACGCGGUCAACAUGGUGAAGACGGUGCAGAACCAGGUCCAGGGCUUCCAGGAGGAGGACAAGAGCCCUGUGCUCAGCCCCGACGGAGCCCACCAGGCCUGGUACAGCGCCCUGCAGCCAGACGAACUCCGCCACCUCCGCUCCGGGGGCUCCGGUGGCGGCGGAGGAGGAGGACACAACUCUGAGGAACGUGCCCCGCUGGAGGAAGGUGGAGGUGGUGGUGGCGGCCAGACCCAACCCCUGCGACACGAUGACCUGAAGGAGAUGCUGGACAGCAACAAAGACUCCCUGAAGCUGGAGGCCAUGAAGCGCAUCGUGGCGAUGAUAGCUCGCGGUAAGAAUACUUCGGAUCUCUUUCCAGCUGUGGUGAAGAAUGUGGCCUGCAAGAACAUUGAGGUGAAGAAGCUGGUGUAUGUGUACCUGGUGCGCUAUGCAGAGGAGCAGCAGGACCUGGCUCUGCUCUCCAUCUCCACGUUCCAGAGGGGUCUGAAGGACCCAAACCAGCUGAUCCGGGCCAGUGCCCUGAGGGUCCUGUCCAGUAUCCGCGUAACCAUCAUCGUCCCCAUCAUGAUGCUGGCCAUCAAGGAGGCCGCCUCUGACAUGUCUCCCUAUGUCAGGAAGACCGCCGCGCAUGCCAUCCCUAAACUCUACAGCUUGGAUCCCGAGCAGAAGGAUCAACUCAUCGAGGUGAUUGAGAAGCUCCUGGCUGACAAAACCACGCUGGUGGCAGGCAGCGUGGUGAUGGCCUUCGAGGAGGUGUGUCCGGAGCGCAUCGACCUGAUCCAUAAGAACUACCGCAAGCUGUGCAACCUGCUGGUGGACGUGGAGGAGUGGGGCCAGGUGGUCAUCAUCAACAUGCUGACACGCUACGCACGCACGCAGUUCCUCAACCCCAACCUCAACGAGUGCCUGCUGGAGGAGGGGGGGGAGAGCACCUUCUACGGCUCUGACGCAGACCAGGACGAGGACGAGGACGAGGACAAGAAGGACGAGGCGCUGUCCAAGAGGAAGCCCUACGUGAUGGACCCCGACCAUCGCCUGCUGCUCAGGAACACCAAGCCCCUCCUGCAGAGCCGCAACGCCGCCGUGGUGAUGGCUGUGGCGCAGCUCUACUUCCACCUGGCCCCUAAAGCUGAGGUGGGGGUCAUCGCCAAGGCCCUGGUCCGCCUGCUGAGGAGCCACAGUGAAGUCCAGUAUGUGGUCCUCCAGAAUGUGGCCACUAUGACCAUCAAGAGAAGGGGGAUGUUUGAACCUUACCUGAAGAGUUUCUACAUCCGUUCCACGGACCCCACCCAGAUUAAAGUCCUCAAGCUGGAGGUGCUGACCAACCUGGCCAGCGAGACAAACAUCUCCACCAUCCUGAGAGAAUUUCAGACGUACAUUAAAAGCAUGGACAAGGACUUUGUAGCGGCCACGAUCCAGGCAAUCGGUCGCUGUGCCACUCACAUUGGGGAGGUGAGGGACACCUGUCUCAACGGCCUGGUGCAGCUGCUUUCCAACCGCGACGAGCUGGUGGUGGCCGAGUCGGUGGUGGUCAUCAAGAAGCUGCUGCAGAUGCAGCCCGAGAAACACAGCGACAUCAUAAAGCACAUGGCCAAACUGACGGACAACAUCCAGGUGCCCAUGGCGCGAGCUAGCAUCCUCUGGCUCAUCGGGGAAUACUGCGAACACGUCCCCAAGAUCGCCCCGGACGUUCUGAGGAAAAUGGCCAAGACCUUCACCAACGAGGAAGACAUUGUCAAACUGCAGAUCAUCAAUUUGGCCGCCAAGCUCUACCUCACAAACUCCAAGCAGACCAAGCUGCUCACUCAGUACGUCCUGAACCUGGCCAAAUACGACCAGAACUACGACAUCCGGGACCGGGCUCGCUUCAUUCGCCAGCUCAUAGUGCCCACGGACAAGUGCGGGGCGCUCAGCAAGUACGCCAAGAAGCUGAUCCUGGCUCUGAAGCCGGCGCCCAUCCUCGAGUCUCCCUUCAAAGACCGGGACCACUUCCAGCUUGGCUCCCUGUCCCACCUGCUUAACACCAAGGCGGGGGGUUACCAGGAGCUGCCCGACUGGCCCCAGGACGCCCCCGACCCCUCCGUGCGCAACGUGGAGGUUAUUACGCUGCUCGAAAGAGUCACAAAAUUAACGAGUGUGCCUGAGUGGACCAAGUGCAGCAGCCGGGAGAAGAGGAAGGAGAAGAAGGUGGAGAAGCCGUUCUACUCUGACUCUGAGGGCGAGUCGGGGCCGACAGAGUCUGCGGACAGCGAGUCGGACUCUGCCAGCAGCUCGGCCAGCGGCAGCGAGCAGAGCGGCUCAGGGAGCGAAGAGAGCGAGGAGAGCGAGGAGCGCUCCGACUCAGAUGAGGAGGAGGAGGAGGAGGAGGAGGAAGCCAAGAAGAGGAAGACCCAGAAGAAGGAACCCAUCGAAGCGGUGCAGCAAAGUGAAAGUGAGCAAAGCAGUGAAGAGGAAGUGAAGAAGAGGAAAGUUAGCAUACCUCCGCCGAGGAACGUGUCCGAGUCGGAGUCUGACGACGACGACAGCCCGUCAGACAGCAGCCAGGACUCAGAAUCUGAGGAUUCUGAGUCCGAGGCAGAGGUCAAAAAGAAAAAGAAGAUAACUCCGCCCAAAGCACCCACUAAACCAGUGAAGAAAGAGGGCAAGAAGGAGAAGAAGGAAAUGUCUCUCCUGGACUUUGACGACUUCGAGCCCACCCCCUCCCCCCAGGUGACACCCGUGGGUAACUUCCUGUCAAGCAGCCUGGUGACGGACCUUGAGGGGCUAUCUCUGACCGACACCGUGCUGUCUCCUGCCACGAUCUCUCCGUCCGGUUCACUGAAGAGCUACGAGCUGCUGCACCGCAUCACAGGGGAGGGUCUGUGGGUGGAGUACUGCUUCAGCCGCCAGCCGUUUCUCCCUGACCCCCACAUGGUGGCCGUGCAGAUCCAGUUCACCAACAGCGCCGCCACCGAGGCCAAGAGCCUGCGCCUGGAGGAGGCCAAGCUGCAGUCCGGCAUGCGGGUCAAGGAGUUCCCCGAGAUCGAGGUGCUGCCAGCAGGGGAGAGCGCUACGGUGGUGAUGGGCGUCGACUUCUGUGACUCCACCCAGGCAGCCAACCUGCAGCUCUGCACUCACAGCAGGAAGUUCUUUGUGUCCAUCCAACCCCCGGUCGGAGAGCUGAUGACCCCUUCUUUCAUGACAGAGAACGAGUUCAAGAAAGAGCAAGGUCAGCUGAUGGGCAUGAACGAGAUAACGGAGAAGAUGCAGCUGCCCGAGAGGUGUCAGAAUGAGCACGCCAUUGUCCAGAGGGUGAUAGCCGCGGCUAACCUCAGCAGGGUGCCUUGUGGCUCGGAUAAGGAGUGCAGUUCUCCUGCUCCUCCUCCUCCUGGUCCUCCUGUCCACAGGUUUGCUGGGCGCACCGUGACCAGCGGCAGCCUGGUGCUAGUCACCGUGGCGACCAAAGAGAGCGGGCCGUCCCAGUUGACCAUCAACUGCGAGAAGAUGGUGAUCGGCACCAUGCUGGUGAAGGACAUCCUGCUGGCACUGACCCAGUGACCCCGCGGCCACCCCUCCUCACCCCCACCCUACGUACCGUAACACCACCCGCUGACCCAGUGACCCCGCAGUCACAUGACCCCUCUUCUCACCCUACGUACCGUAACACCCCCUACGCGGUGGUUCUCCCGCUGGAAGUUGUGUCAGUGUGAAUAAACCCAAGUUAUUUAUUGUUUGACUUGUUUUCCCUCUAAAGAUGUCCCCUUUACCUCGGCUUUGUGAAACAACUCUAGUAGAUAGAAAUUGAAAUAAAGCGUGACUGAAGGCAA